GGCCCGCUCACCUUUGUCUCAACAGCCCAAAGUGCCACGACCGUCAUCAUGCAGGCGAUGCCAACUGAUGAACUUUCACUCUAAAGUUUGCAUCUGCCAUACAAUGAGCUCUCAUCGCGUUCCGAUCACGACGUUGCUUCACAUGCCAAACGAGGCAGUGCUAUGCAGACUCCCUCAUGGUGCAGUAUAUGUCUUCAGGAAUAAGGCACGUCGCGUUAAGCCAACCUUGUCAACAUAUAAGGCGGGGCUCAAGGUAUCGAGGACGCGGUCACUUACUCUCGCUUUGAUCCCACUGAGUCGCUGGUAUCAACCCCAUCGGACGCUUAACAGCUUCGCAGUCACUGGAUGGUCUUCAUACAGCCAUAUUAGACCCAUCUAUGAUGGUCACUGUCAUCUCUCAAAGUAGCGAUCCCUUUUAUGAGCACCAUUGUCCUGCUUCUCUUAAAGCUACUCAUCGAUGCACAUUUCCCGACGCGAGCCUCAGUCCUCAGCAUCUCUUUGUGCUGUCCUUUGUUCUUAUGUGAAUAAUGAGCUUUGCUGCAAUCCCGAGAUUCCUCUAGCUUCCUGGUCGUCGUUGUAUAGCAUAUUUCAAAGCGAUACAAGCGAAGGAGUGAAUCCCACCUCCGCCGCAUUGUCGCUUGCCUCUUCCGUGUCUGCUCACUGGUCUUUGACUUCAUUCCCAUCUUAUACGCCUGCAUCCACCAGUACCUCUUCACAAAAUACGACAGCGGCGCCUCACAUGUCAUCGGGCGGCGGGUCUCCUAUGGUCUCCUCAACGUCUAACUCUGCAACCAAGUCAGGUACAAUCUCAACGCAAAGUCAGACCUCGUCGACCGUCUCGAGCGGCACCGGUUCGUGCUCUGCUGUAGCAACAUCCGAUACAAACAGUCAUCCGCACCCGUCAAAGAAUCUCAGCAACAAAUCCUCUGCGUCACAGGGAGCCACAUCCUCCUCCAUACAACCUACAGUGAGCGGUGGUGGCAGUCAUACUCUGUCAAGCUCUAGGGGAACGGAGGAGUUCGUGAUUAUUGGUGUCGUCGUUGGGGUCUUUGCCCUUCUGCUGGUAAUUGUCCUAGGGAUUCUUCUGUACCGCCGCCAUCGCCGCCGCCAGCUCAGUGCCAGGCAACUUCGUUCUUCCUAUUCAAGUCAGGCACAUGCUUCCAUUGCCUCCUUCGCAUCCCCUGCUGCAAGCGCAGCUCCUAUUUAUUACAGCGCGGCGGGGAGCAGCCGAAAUGGGUCCAACAGGGCCGCGUCGACCUACAGCAUGCUCGCGCAAGCGUUCAGCAUUCACUCUGAGAUCCGUGGAAGCACGCUCUCACGUGAGGACACCGUGAGCAGACUGUCGGACAGGUCUGGCGAGGUGCAGGGAGUAUUGGCGAUGUAGACUGCGUCCAUGACGAUUAUGUACGAUGGGUUUCUGAGGACUUGAUGCGAUCGAUCGGAUUUUUCUUGCAUGGACAACUGCUUGUGCGGACGCUCCUUUGUUGGCUGUCCUCCUUCACGUUCUCGUCUGUAGCUUGUGCGACGGCUGUUUCCUUGGAUUUGCCAUCCGUAAUACCCGCAUAGCUUGCAGCGGCUGCGCCUCUUGAUGACAUAUUCGCGCACACAAUGCUUUGAAACGACACAUGGUAGUUUCUCAGCCCAUCUUGAAAACGAGCUUUCAAAUAUGGCAUGGCAAUGGACGUGGGGAUCUGCUCGUCAUAAUGAUAACUGCGACUAGGCAGGCUGCACUGCAUGCUUUCGUUGGAGAUCCAACCACGUGCUGAAUACGCAGUGC
Molecule: messenger RNA, 1777 nt
Organism: Laetiporus sulphureus 93-53
Lineage: Eukaryota; Fungi; Basidiomycota; Agaricomycetes; Polyporales; Laetiporaceae
Exons: 5
Coding region: 458-1384 (308 amino acids)
Source: RefSeq, a predicted model, not a curated record